AUGGCCGCUUCAGGUGUACUAGAAGAUUUCGCCCGACAUGUCUACUCCACCUUCAAGGGAGUAAUCAAUUUUCAACUCAAGAUCCCAUAUAGAAGAGACGAGAUAAGGGAUGGAAUCAUUACAUUAGCCGACUUGGUAGCUCCAAAAAUACACGUUGAGCUUGACAAGAUGGGCUACUAUUCGAUAACAAUUGAUGCGGCAUCACACGGAAGCCGGCAUGGCUUUUUUGUGAUGGCUAGCAAUCCAGCAAAAAUGAAGAACCAUAUCUUCAUUGAUACUAUGAUCGCUGAUGGUUGGAAUGCCAGGGAUUACAAUAAUUUCUUUGAAUGUUUUACCUUCCCAAAGGAUUUCCUUUCUGCAAUUGUUGCCGAUGGAUGCCCCGCCCAAGUUAAAGGGCUGUGCCACUGGAGGAGAUGCGGAGCACUAUAUCCGGGUCUUCAAACCGUUUAUAUCCGAUGUGUUGCGCAUCUCCUCAACUUAGUGGUGAAGCAUACGGCAGACAAUUGUGCAGCUUUCGCAAUGCAAAUUAAUUAUUGCAAAGCGAUAAGCAAGGAGUUAUCGAAGCCGGACACGAGAAGGGCAUUGAAUAUGAGGGUUAUUCAUGUUCCGGAUCAUCGCUGGAUGUUUUUCUGGGAUCUUCUGAAGUGGAUAAAAGAAAAACACCCUAAAAUUUAUGAAUUGUUCAAUAUGGAUGAUCCACCGGAAUCUGUUCAGAUCUUAAGGGAUAUGGGAAUUGAUUUCAAGGAUGGACUUCCACAAUGGUUGUUAAAUUUCGAAGAGAUUCUUUUACCAAUCAAGAAACUCUUGAAUUAUGCAGAGAGUGACGUUGGCUGCUUCUGCUACAUCUAUCCAAUGUUUCAAUCGACGAUUGAGCA
Trichomonas vaginalis G3 is the source of this 875-nucleotide messenger RNA. Its product is annotated as ribonuclease H-like family. The record is from RefSeq and is a predicted model, not a curated record. The annotation marks the transcript as partial. NCBI's taxonomy places the organism in Eukaryota, Parabasalia, Trichomonadida, Trichomonadidae. The transcript has a single exon.